This is a messenger RNA of Anoplophora glabripennis (Asian longhorned beetle), 2897 nucleotides long. Its product is annotated as protein prickle-like. The record is from RefSeq and is a predicted model, not a curated record. NCBI's taxonomy places the organism in Eukaryota, Metazoa, Arthropoda, Insecta, Coleoptera, Cerambycidae. Gene Ontology annotation, molecular function: zinc ion binding. The transcript has 4 exons. Bases 31 to 2217 code for a protein of 728 amino acids.
UGUCGGAACUGCCCUUGUCCAGACAACAGCAUGUCCAGCAACGAAGGGGGCCUCGGCCCCAUGUCGCCACCCGCCUUGCCAUCUCCGGGAGGAAAACUACCGUCUCUGGAUCCAGCUGAUAGGUUUCUUGGGAAAGGUUCCCCUUUCGCUCCUUCAACGGGGGACCCCCAGCGGCAUUCUCAGAGCGACGACGACUCCGGAUGCGCCCUGGAGGAGUACACUUGGGUACCACCUGGACUGAGACCUGAUCAAGUGCACCUCUACUUCAGCGCCCUGCCCGAGGAUAAGGUGCCGUACGUGAACUCUGUAGGGGAGCGGUACAGGGUGCGCCAGCUCCUGCAGCAGUUGCCGCCCCACGACAACGAGGUGCGCUACUGCCAUGCCCUGUCGGACGAGGAGCGCAAGGAGUUGCGGCUGUUUUCCGCCCAGAGGAAACGCGAGGCCCUCGGGAGGGGCGCCGUCCGGCAACUGCCAGGACCUAUGCAGUGUGAUACGUGUGAAGAGACAAUGUCUACGGGGGACAUUUGUGUUUUUGCAUCGAGAGCUGGACCAAACACCUGCUGGCAUCCUGCCUGCUUCACGUGUAGCGUUUGCAGAGAAUUGCUAGUGGAUCUCAUCUACUUCUACAAAGAAGGUCGCCUCUACUGUGGUAGGCAUCAUGCAGAAACAAUUAAACCAAGAUGCUCUGCAUGUGACGAGAUCAUCCUUGCUGAUGAGUGUACAGAAGCCGAAGGUCGGGCGUGGCAUAUGAAGCACUUUGCUUGUUCUGAAUGCGAGAGACAACUCGGGGGUCAACGAUAUAUAAUGCGCGAGGGCCGGCCAUAUUGCCUUCACUGUUUUGAUGCCAUGUUUGCUGAAUACUGUGAUUCCUGUGGUGAACCAAUUGGAGUAGAUCAAGGUCAGAUGUCACACGAGGGUCAACACUGGCAUGCCACCGAGAACUGUUUCUGCUGCCAUACUUGCCAUACAUCACUACUGGGCAGGCCGUUUUUGCCUAGAAGGGGUGCAAUUUAUUGCUCAAUUGCUUGCAGCAAAGGAGAACCGCCUACACCAAGUGACAGUUCUGGACCAAAUACAAGGGUUCCUCGGCAACAACCCAGGAACAGACCACCCCGUAUGCCAUCCCCCAACGAGUCAAGUACUCCUCCUGCAUCGCCUUCUCUCAGACGACAGAUCCCACCUCGAUCUCCCACAAUGUCUUCCCCUUCUUCACCACCUGGUGUAGUUCAUGCCAGCCAGUAUGUAACCAGGUCUCCUACAACUAUGAGGUCACCUAAAAUGGGAAGAAGAGCGUUACAGAGGUCGCCAAAACCGACGUCAAUACCUAGCACUCCAACACUAUCUGACAAUGGCACAAACUUCCAAAAUGAACCUUCAAAUGAAGAAAUAACAGCUAGAACUAUGCCGGCUGCUUCACCUAGUUGUCGAGGACUAGACAGAGUAUUGCUAGAAAGAAAUUUAGAGCGACUAUUAACAGAAAGAAGUGGCCAAGGUCAUUCGCCAGACUUAGAAAAGCUUUUACUUGCGCGAGAUAGAAGUCGGGAACCAUUACAUUUAGCCGAUCUAAGCUUGGACGACUGGCCUGCAAAAAACCCUUCAGAAUACAAACAAGACAAUGAAACUAAACCAAACAAUAGUACUGAAGCAAAAGACAAUAAUAAUAAAUCUAGUUUGGAACAACCACAACAUGCUUCGUCUAUGCCUGAAUUAGCCAUACCUGGUUCGAGUGAAAGCACUGGAAACUCGACAACACCUGGAUCGCCCAGUAAAAGAGGACGAGGGCUGUUAAGUGUGAGAUUUCAAGGUGAUAAUGAAGCUUUCGAAGCGGAUGAAGGAGAUAAUGCUAGUAUAGAAGCAGCAAAAAGGUUUCCGAGAAGUAGAAGCUAUUCAGGACGGUCAAGACACAUAGAUACUUUAGAAAGGCGAAAUAAACCUGUUAAGACACCUUCUGAAUCACAUGUUACAGAAGCGCGUACUAAACACAGUAGAGAAAAGGAAGAUGAUGAAGAGAGUUACUGUUCUACAUGUUCAUCUAGUUCAUCUAGUGACGAUUUGGAUUACCAGUUACCUCCAAGGAGGGCGUAUGGUGGAGUAAGAAUUUCUUAUGUUCCUAAUGAUGCUCUUGCCAUUGCCAGAAGAAGACAAGCUACCAUACAGAAAUCACCCAGCAAAAAAGGGAUGAUUGAUGAAAAAGACAAAAAUUGUGUCAUAUCUUGAUUUUAUUUUAAAGAUAACUUGUUGCCUUCCAAUUUAUAAACAGUUUGCCAAAAAAUAAGUAAAUGUAAUGCAAUAUAUUCAGGGUAUGUAUUUUCGACUAUAAGAUUAAUAAUUUGCCUUGAAAUAAUGUACUGUUAGGACUAAUUUUCUCUGUAGUGUGUUGCUGUGUUUUUUUAUGUAUUUUUAUUAUUAUUAUUAUUCCCACAUUAACAAUGCAUAGUGGCAACAGCCCUUUCUGUAAAUCCUAAAAAAUAUAAUUUUUUUUGCCAUUGUCGCACAGUAAACCCAUCAUGUCAUUUUUAUAAUCCAACAUUUCAACCAUUUGACUUAGCUUGGAAAUUUUCAACUUUUUGUCAUGAACUGAGUGAAAUUUGGUUCGGAAGUCCACCAAAGUAAGAAUAAAGACGAUACCAAGUUCACAAUUGCAGACAGCAUUUAAAUAAAAAGAGGUUUUACUACCUCUUCAAUCAAAGUGACACCAUUACUACUGUGCGUUGCUGAUGUGUGAUAUUUUAAAAAUUGAGAGCAACAAACUUUUAAGCAAUACACUGCUACGUUAAAAUUAUAUCUUAUGCUGAUCUAAAAAUCAUGUGGUAAAUAACUAGUGUUUAAUAGCAUUUUGUACAAAUUAGGUUUCCUAAUGUCAAACUUUUUGUAUCUACAAUAUGUGUAGACUGUAG